Mizuhopecten yessoensis (Yesso scallop) is the source of this 2972-nucleotide messenger RNA. Its product is annotated as O-acyltransferase like protein-like. Bases 64 to 2412 code for a protein of 782 amino acids. The record is from RefSeq and is a predicted model, not a curated record. The transcript has 15 exons. NCBI's taxonomy places the organism in Eukaryota, Metazoa, Mollusca, Bivalvia, Pectinida, Pectinidae. Gene Ontology annotation, molecular function: acyltransferase activity, transferring groups other than amino-acyl groups.
CGGACCCUGCUUGUUUUAUACACGAGAGGGAGCUCGUUCCUUCACAACAUAAGGGACUCGGCCAUGAGGACACUACUGGCGGUAGGCACCGUCCUGGUACUUGUAUUUUGUUUUGGCGACGUUUACAGCGAUGCCACAGCCGCAAAACCCACAAUACAGAAUCAGGAUUAUUUCUCUUUGUUAGAAAAGGGAAUAGAGGUACUUUUGAGCAAUGUGUCUUCUACACAAAGUCUGUCACAAUUGUCGAAUCUUGCAUCGCUCUUUCCUGCGAUGAACGUGCAGAAUGUGCAGAAGAUACUACACAGCCUUAAUGUGCCAAUACCAUCGGGACCGCAGUUUAACGCAACUCUUAAAUUAUUGCAAUCAACAGGCCAGUCAGUGGCAUCCAAGUUCACGUCAGGCCAGAAGUCUUACAAGAUGUUAAGCCCUGCUUGCAGCUCUGCUAUGGGAAUGUUAGGUUCGCAGUUCCUCGCCCAGAAACAAUGGGCACUAAAAAUGGUUGACUCCUGGGGUAAACCACGAGCGGGGUUACUUGAAGGAAACGUAAAAUGGCGCGGAAUGUAUGACGAAUGCAUGAAUACAGUGGCAGAAAUCGACGGAAAAGUUGUAUUUGAGCCAAACUCUUGUGGUGUCAAUAUCCCGACAUCGAUAUCGGGUCCAUCAGGAAACGUGAAUAUCGUCAUAAGGAUGUGUCUCCCGUCAGUCUGUACAGGUGGAGACCCUUAUUUCAUAGCUGAUUCAAUUUUAGCAUUAAUCCCAACCACUCCGCCACUUACUGCGAACUUCGGAUGGUGUCAGGAAGAGCCAGAAUAUGAUCUCAGGACAACGAUUACCAUAUGUGUCUGUGGUGCCUUUCUUGCCCUGAUGACGCUAGCAACAUUAUUCGACGUGUUCGUCGUCCGUCAACAGCAAAAGAAAACAACCAAGACACCAAUUGAGACGGAAUUUAACAAAAAUGGGAUUAUCCCUGUCACUGUGAUUGGGGAAGGGAACAGUCCUCAAAAUGUGGAAGAUAAUAGCCCGGUCAAGAAUGGAACUAUACAGACGAACGGCUACUCCAUUGAUAACGUGCCGGCAGUCGAAACUAAAUAUACAGGACUGUGUUCCAAGUUGCUCCUGUCUUUUUCGGUUUGGACGAAUGGGAGGAAAUUGCUCAGUGCAAAACAGACAGGAGGAACCAUGGGCGCUAUCAAUGGAAUCCGGUUCCUCAGCAUGACUUGGGUAAUCUUGGGACAUACCUACAUCUUCCUUCUCUUGCAGGGGGCGUUAGUAAAUACUGCUCCAUUCGCAUCCCAGAUGUUGAAGAGGAGAAGUUUCAUGGCCAUAACGAACGCUCUCCUAUCCGUCGACACCUUCUUCACCUUGAGCGGGUUGUUGGUAGCGUACGUUUUCAUGAAGGAGAUGAAGAGAGAGAAGGGUCGUAUUAACUGGUUCAUGUUUUACUUCCAUAGGUUCUGGAGACUGACUCCCCCCUACAUGAUGGUGAUGAUGCUUGACAUCGUAUUGUUCCGUUACCUUGGUGACGGGCCGAUGUGGUCCGUAACCGGUUUGGAGACCGACUACUGUAAGGAUUCAUGGUGGACCAACCUUAUCUACGUCAACAAUCUAGUAAAGACAGACAAAAUGUGUUUUGGCUGGUCAUGGUACCUUGCAAAUGACAUGCAGUUUUACGUGAUCAGUCCAAUUAUACUAGUUCCGCUGUAUUUCUCGAAGAAGAUCGGAAGCGCAAUUGCUGUCCUAUUUCUAUUGGGAACUACUAUUGCCAGCGGAGUGAUAUCUAAGACCUACGAACUGCCAUCUACUCAGUAUUCCAUGGUACCUAACCCACACAGUGGGGAUUAUUUCGAAAAGUACUACAUCAAACCGUACUGUCGCAUGGGACCCUACAUCAUCGGCAUGAUGACGGGCUAUAUUCUCUACAGAACGAAAGGCAAAUACAACAUGAAACCGCCAGUAUCAUUGUUUAUAUGGAUUGUGAUGACGACCUUGGCGUGUCUGGUUAUCUACGGUGUUUACGAUGAGACCAGUGGUAAAACUGCGAUGAGUGUAAACGUUGCCGCCCUUUAUAAUGCCGUCCACAAGACAUUGUGGGGAGUGUGUGUGUCAUGGGUCAUAUUCGCAUGCGUUACCGGAAAUGGUGGAUAUAUAAACACUAUUUUGUCCUGGAGUCCAUUCGUCCCCCUCGGACGUCUGACGUACUGUGCCUACCUCGUUCAUCCGAUCAUUAUAUUUGUCUACAUAAGGUCCCUCAGACAGGCCGUGUACGCAACAGAUUUUGUCAUGAUCUACCAGUUCCUGGGACAUCUUGUGACCGCCUACGGUGUGGCUUUCGUCGUGUCACUGACCUUCGAGUCCCCGAUGAUGGGGCUAGAGAGGGCUAUCUUCCGGCGGGGUAAAAAGAAAAACCAAUAGUUACCAUUACGUAACUGCAUAAGACGUCCAGAUAUAUACAUAUUGUACGACAUGAAAUGGACGCGGAUGAACUAGAACCAUAUAAAAAAAAAAAAAAUGUAUUUUUAAUUGAAUGAAAUAUUGUAUUUCUUCAUAACACAAUUGCAUUAUGGUUCUUACAGGAUGAUAUGCCAUAUUACACAUUUGAACAAAUACUGGGAAGUUAUUCCCAUCGUCCAAUCAAGUUUGGCCUGAAUAUGGAAAACGCGUCAGCGUAUACCACAUUAAACAUAUUUGAAAAGCAUGUACAUGUAUAUACAUGUACUUGCAAUCGUUGUACAAUUUUGUAGUUUUUAUCAAGAUUUUAAAAUAAAAUAAUAAGACAUUUGUAAUUAAACAUCAAGUCUGUGUUUUACGUUUUGUUUUUACCUAUCUACCUAAUAUAAUUUGAUUAAGAGCAUUUCUAACGAUACAUGCAAAACCAUUCUAUGAAAUGUACUGAAUGAAAUCUUUUGUACUUUUUUAUUAGAGUGCAGGCAUUGCAUGAUGCUAUAUGUUUUUCCUUUAUGUUUCAGGGUUUU